Molecule: messenger RNA, 502 nt
Organism: Staurois parvus
Lineage: Eukaryota; Metazoa; Chordata; Amphibia; Anura; Ranidae
Source: the annotation of a GenBank genome assembly
CCCUCCCAACCAUGUGAUUCAGGUGUUCCAAUCCCCUCCCAUAUCAUGUGAUUCGGGUGUUCCAAUCCCCUCCAUGUCAUGUGAUUCAAGUGUUCCAAUCCCCUCCCAAUCAUGUGAUUCAGGUGUUCCAAUCCCCUCCCAAUCAUGUGAUUCAGGUGUUCCAAUCCCCUCCAUAUCAUGUGAUUCAGGUGUUCCAGUCCCCACCAUAUCAUGUGAUUCAGGUGUUCCAAUCCCCUCCAUAUCAUGUGAUUCAGGUGUUCCAGUCCCCUCCCAAUCAUGUGAUUCAGGUGUUCCAAUCCCCUCCAUAUCAUGUGAUUCAGGUGUUCCAAUCCCCUCCCAAUCAUGUGAUUCAGGUGUUCCAAUCCCCUCCCAAUCAUGUGAUUCAGGUGCUCCAAUCCCCUCCAUAUCAUAGUCAAUAACUAAAGACCUCCAAACUUGGUGUGGCCUUCAGAUGAGCCCAACAACAGUGCGUAGAGAGCUUCAUGGAAUGGGUUUCCAUGGC